AUGGCGCCAACCAGCACUUUGAGAAAACCCCAGAGACUCGGGUUUCUCGAAGCCAUGGAAAUGUCCCGCCUCCCUAGCGACGACAGCUCCCCCGCCACGCAGCGCUUCAUGAGCCAUCGGCCCGCCUGGCAGCCCGGCGCCGAGCUCCCGUGGGACAGACCUGACGUCUCGGAAGAAGCCGCGAGUUUUCGCAACUUCAAGGCCUAUGGGGGCCAUGUGUAUAUUCAGGCACCGCUGGCUGCUGCUCGCAUCGUGGAGGCAAAGGAGGAGGAGGAGGCGAACAGAACGUCUCGUGAGUAUAACAGAGGCAAGUUUGGGAUUCAUUCAAUACAAGGCGUGUUCACGUACGGAGGAUACACAGACCGGCCCUUCAUCUACUCCGUAUCCAAACUCUCAUCGGGCCGCUCCUUUCAGACAUGCCUCGUCACAGUCCGCCAACCCACACAAACCUCAGCAACCCCCAGAGGCCCGUUUCCCCUCUCCGACGCGAACCUCCCUCUCGGCCCCAUCUGCUUCAGCUGCCACGUCACGUUCAAGCGUCCUGCGCCCAACUUUGCAGACGAGCAAUUGACCUCUGCGCAAGAGCGUUUCGCGCACAUCCUUUCGCGGAGGAGACCUGACGAAUGGGAGGCGAGUCCCCAGCUUGACAUGGAUAUCCUCAAUGAUCUGUUUCCGAAUGAGGGACAUGGAGGCUUCCCCAUCGUAGACAUGUACAAGGUGGACAUGUCUUCUUGGAACGCCGAUAAACCGAUUUCGGAACGCCGUGAACUGCUGCUGUAUAGAUUACACAAGCCCGUUCCCGCGGAAGACGCAAACGCGCAUGUCCUCUGUCACGCAUUCGAAGCGGAUCGGAACGGGCUCCUCACGAUCGGGAACCACCUCGGCUGGGGCUACAACCUGGCGGUUGCGGCGAGCCUGAGCUACACGUUCCUUGUGCACGUCAACGCGGAAGAGGCCGUGAUGAAGGAUGGAUGGUGGAUCCAGGAGGUGUGCUGGCCGCGGGUGAGUGCCGGUCGAGCCGUGUUGGAGAGCCGGAUAUGGAGCCCAGAGGGGAGGCACGUCGCGAGCGGGUAUCAGGAUGGGCUUACGGCGCCUCGAGAGGGAAAGCGGGCAACAGAGAAGCUAUAG
Messenger RNA from Trichoderma citrinoviride, 1128 nucleotides. Its product is annotated as Thioesterase/thiol ester dehydrase-isomerase. The record is from RefSeq and is a predicted model, not a curated record. The coding region runs from base 1 to 1128 and encodes 375 amino acids. Gene Ontology annotation, cellular component: peroxisomal matrix. Gene Ontology annotation, molecular function: fatty acyl-CoA hydrolase activity. The transcript is spliced from 2 exons. Gene Ontology annotation, biological process: acyl-CoA metabolic process; fatty acid catabolic process. Lineage: Eukaryota; Fungi; Ascomycota; Sordariomycetes; Hypocreales; Hypocreaceae.